AUGGGUGCCCUUAAGUACGUCGAGGAGCUUCAGAAGAAGAAGCAGAGCGAUGUUAUGCUCUUCCUUCUCCGCGUUCGCUGCUGGGAGCUCCGUCAACUGAACGUUAUUCACCGCGCCUCGCGCCCCUCGCGCCCCGACAAGGCCCGCCGCCUCGGAUACAAGGCCAAGCAGGGCUAUGUCAUCUACCGCGUCCGCGUCCGCCGUGGUGGUCGCAAGAAGCCCGCCAAGAAGGGUGCCACCUUCGGCAAGCCCACCAACCAGGGUAUCAACCAGCUGAAGUACCAGCGCUCGCUCAAGUCGACCGCUGAGUCCGUGUCGGCCGGCCGCUGCGCCAACUUGCGCGUCCUCAACUCCUACUGGAUUAACCAGGACUCGACCUACAAGUACUACGAGGUCAUCCUCGUUGACCCCCAGCACAAGGCCAUCCGUAUCGACCCCCGCAUCAACUGGAUCGUCGCCCCCGUCCACAAGCACCGCGAGGAGCGUGGCCUCACCGCCACCGGCAAGAAGUCCCGUGGUCUCAACAAGGGCCACCGCUACAACAAGACCAAGGCUGGCCGCAGAAAGACUUGGCUCCGCCACAACACCCUCUCCCUGUGGCGCUACCGGUAAGCUCGCAGCCGCGGCUGCUAGCGAAAAGGUUGUUUCCGGUGAUGGAAAAGGCUGUGUGCCGGUUCAUGAGGAUGGCCAUGGUGUUUACCGCGCCUGGAUGAUGGUACUACGACAUUGGCUCCUGCUUCUGGCCCUUGAUAUCAUGCGAUGGAGUGGCCCGGCUAGGCCAGGAAUUCAGAUACUCGGAAAAUGAGAUCCCAUUCUGAGGCGU
Messenger RNA from Verticillium alfalfae VaMs.102, 823 nucleotides. RefSeq names its product 60S ribosomal protein L15. The coding region runs from base 1 to 612 and encodes 203 amino acids. The transcript has 3 exons. The record is from RefSeq and is a predicted model, not a curated record. Gene Ontology annotation, biological process: cytoplasmic translation. Gene Ontology annotation, molecular function: structural constituent of ribosome; RNA binding. NCBI's taxonomy places the organism in Eukaryota, Fungi, Ascomycota, Sordariomycetes, Glomerellales, Plectosphaerellaceae. Gene Ontology annotation, cellular component: cytosolic large ribosomal subunit; ribosome.